Molecule: messenger RNA, 3285 nt
Organism: Drosophila ficusphila
Lineage: Eukaryota; Metazoa; Arthropoda; Insecta; Diptera; Drosophilidae
Gene: l(2)gd1
Product: coiled-coil and C2 domain-containing protein 1-like
Exons: 6
Coding region: 133-2628 (831 amino acids)
Biological process (GO): regulation of transcription by RNA polymerase II
Cellular component (GO): nucleus
Molecular function (GO): DNA-binding transcription repressor activity, RNA polymerase II-specific; RNA polymerase II cis-regulatory region sequence-specific DNA binding
Source: RefSeq, a predicted model, not a curated record
UAAGCCACCGUGAUCCCCACAAACAUUCUGUUAUUGUUGUCUGCGUCUCAACAGUUGCGACGCAAUUAAGUAAGGAUUUUAAAGGCUUUGAAGACAUAUUUUUGAUAAAUUGUAGCUCCUGAUUAGUUAAAAAUGUUCGCCAGAAAGAAGCCAGAGCCAGCGAAGCGAAGGCAACACGAUUUAUCCCAGUUUGGCCUUACGGAAAUCCCGGAUGAUUUUGAUCCCAGCGCUGGGUACGGAGACGAUGACGGUGGCGACAGCGAUCUGGAGGCGGAACUGGCUGCCAUCGCCGGCGGAGGAGCCAGGCCAAAACCCAAACCGAAAGCAAAGUUAGUCCCCGCCAGUGACUUGGACAAAAUGAUCGCCGACAGCUUGCGUGACGUGAGUGACGACGAUAAUGAUGAUGACCUAGAAAACGACUCGGAUUUGCUGGGCGAGCUAAGUGGAAUUGGAGGAGUAGAGGAGCCAGAGGAGGAGUCUGCAGCCCAACCAAAAUCUGCCAGUGAGGAGCCCGUCCAAACCUUCUUGCCCACUACUACGGUGGACACCUUGAGCAUCAUUAAGCAGCGCCUCGAAAUGUACAAGCUAGCCGAAGCGAAUGCCAAGGCUGCCGGAGAAUCGGGAAAGGCAAGGCGUUUUGGAAGGGGUCUAAAGACCCUGCAGGAUUUACAUAAACAGGCUGCAGCCGGCAAGCCCAUCAACGUGGAUGAUAUUCCGCCGGAAGUCAGUGUAAAGCCAGCUGGUGGACAGGCUCCCCCGGAGGCUGCACAGGAAUCACCCGCUUCUACUCCAGCUUCCCCUCCACCUGUUCCAAAUCGGCCAGCUCCAGCUCCACCAACUCCGACUACACCAGUGGCUCCCACCAGCUCUGUGGCACCUACCACUCCUCCAAAUCCUCUGGUGGCACAAAUGCGCAGUCGCCAAAACGAAUACAAAGCGGCCGCCCUGCAAUCAAAACGAAGUGGGGACACUGCCACUGCCCUUCAGUUCCUCAAAGUGGUAAAACAGUUUGAUGUUGUGGUAAAGAUGUGUGAAGACGGUCAAGAAGUUGAUCUCAGCGAUAUGCCGCCUCCGCCAGCUGAGUUCCUGGAAUUCCUAAACAAGCUGAAGGAGGGAGCAGCACCGGAAGCGCCAUCUGAACCUGUUCCUGAGCCAGCUCCAGCACCUGUUGCACCUGCUCCUGUUCCAGCUGCAGCUACAAACAUGCUGGAGGCUCUGCAGCAACGUUUGGAAAAGUAUCAAUCCGUGGAGGCGGCUGCCAAGGCAGAAAACAAUUCGGGAAAGGCAAGGCGCUUUGGAAGGAUUGUUAAGCAAUACGAAGAUGCCAUUAAAUUGUACAAGGCGGGCAAAACUGUGCCUUAUGACGAACUCCCUGUUCCGCCCGGUUUCGGUCCCCUGCCCACGGGGGAUGCAGCUCCAGCAGCACCAACUCCUUUGCUACGUACUUCUCCCACAUCACCGCCAGCAACGGCAAGUACAUCUGCCGGGGGAACUCCUUCUAGUUCCAGUGCAACUACGCCUACAGCUCCUCGAAAAGCGCCUUCUCCUCCACAAGCCAAGGAGCUGACCACCCGCACUUCUGGCAAUCAGCAGAAGAACAAUCUCGCCGAGCAACAAAUGAAACUGCUUCUCGAGCGUCAAAAGGAGUUUAAGCUGGCUGCUAUCGAGGCCAAAAAAGCGGGAGAGAUUGAUCAGGCCAAGGAGUAUCUGAAAAUCUUCAAGGGAUUUGAUUCGUUGCUUAAUGCGGCCAGCAGUGGGUUACCAGUGGAUCUCAGCACUCUACCGGUGCCACCUUCCCAACGCGACAACCUGGAAGCCUCCUUCGCUAUUGUAUCCGCUGAAGAAUGCGAUCCCAACGAUGACAUUUGCGAGAUUGGUGUUCGUAUGGAGGAGCAGCUGGCCAAGCAGCUGAUGAUGUGCAAGAAUACCAGAGACCAUCACAAGGCAAUGGGCGAUGUUGCAGGCAUGAAUCGUUUCGAAAAUCUGGCCUUGACAGUCCAAAAAGAUUUGGAUUUGGUGCGAUACUCAAAGCGAAAGAAUGAACCACUGCCAAAGUUUCACUAUGAGAAGCGAAGUUUCAACAUUGUGCAUUGCAACACGGACCUUACGGACUGUGAACUGGAAAUUGUUGUGGUUCGGGGAAUCCACUACAACGUGGCCAAUCCAAAGGACGUCGACACCUAUGUCCGCGUAGAGUUUCCCCUUCUUAAUGAUGAAUCUUUUAAAACAAAAACUAAUGUUAUCAGGGACACCAGUAGUCCAGAUUACGAUGAGCGUUUCAAAGUUGAGAUUCAGCGAGGUAACCGCCAGUUCCAGAGAAUUUUCAAGCGCCACGGCGUUAAGUUUGAAAUAUAUUCCAGAGGCUGCAGUAUUGAUUGUUGUGGACUAAGUCGUAAACUGCCCCUGUGUUGUUUCAGAGGGUUCCUGCGUUCGGAUACAUUGAUUGGAACCGUAAAUGUCAAGCUGCAACCGUUGGAGACGAAAUGUGAUAUACACGAUACGUACGAUCUAAUGGAUGGCCGCAAGCAAGUGGGAGGCAAACUUGAAGUCAAAGUACGCGUUCGCAAUCCCAUCCUCACCAAGCAAAUCGAGCACAUCAACGAAAAGUGGUUGGUCCUGGACGCCUAAGGCUAAAAUGGACUUAGAUCUUUAAUAGUUUGCUUAAAGCGAAGAAUAUGUUAUAUUGUUUUACUAGAACAUGUCUCUUCGCGUUUGUUCUCGAUUAAGUUACUAAAUUAUUCCUUUGUAAAUACCCCCGCAGGGAAUUAAAAAUAUAUAUGUACGCUUUCGCCGAUUCCCUCGCAGGAUAAAGGCAUAUAUGUAUUACGAACACAACACAGAUAAUAUAUCUAUUUAUAUAUAUAUAUAUAAUGUAUAUAAGAUAUUGCCGGCGUUAAGGCGAAGGCGCAAGUCCAGAAGAUUGUGCCGGUGAAGUCAGUCCAUUCCCAGAGAGACAGAUAGAGAGUAGAAGGAGGUCCAUUAGCGCCCGGCCGAAGCCUGAUUAUGUUUGCUUGCACUUUAAAUAUGUUCUUUUGAUUUAUAAACGGUUUGUUCAACUACAACUCCAGGUAUUCCACUAUUUGCGAGUACGGGCUCGUUUGAUUAAAAACAUCCACUCCACGAACCUUAUAGAAACCUGUUAAGAAAAUGAAAAACAUUUGCCUUGAGGUCCAUUGAUAAAUGCUUUUUAUAUCAUAAAAUAAUUGAAAUUUGAAAAAAGUAGCUUUUGUAAACAUACAUUUACAUGCAAUAAAUCGUUUUAAAUUUAACGCAGUUUGAUUUGAA